CAGGUUUCAAGUUAGCUCGCUGCAUAAUUCUGACCGCACCACUUAUCUAUAUAUUAUAACCAGCUAUUUAGGUUCUCCUUAUUAAUAGUUGUUAGCACUUGUAACGUUUAUCUGAAGCUGGGACUGGCUUCCUGCUGCCGGUUCACUGCUUUGAAAUGAUGCUAUAGUCAGCUAACCUGCAGUAGCUUGUUAACAAGGUGCAGCAUGAAACCCCUGAUAAUGAGGCAGUGUGUUCUUCAUGGACCCAGCAGAUCAUGUCUCUGAUCCUGUUUGCCUUUGUGGUUCGGGUCAGGGAUGGACUCCCCCUGUCAGCCUCCACAGACUUUGAACACAAUCGAGAGCUCCAGGAGAGAAAGCAGCAGCUCAGGACCAUCAGCAAGGCGCUGGCCCGUUUCCCUGACAGGGGGACCGUCAAGGGCCAGCAGCUUAACAUAUACUUCGUCUCAUCAGAGGGUGUAUCCUACAUGACCGUGUGCCACUGCAGCCUCCCUGUUGCUAAGGCCUUCUGCUUCCUGGAAGAUCUGCGCUGGGAGUUCACAGCAUGCUUCAAUAGCACUGUUGUUGCCUUGGCAGCCAGGCCAUAUCCAUUUUUGGAAUUUGGUGAGGGAAGAGGAAUGGUGUCAUCUAGAUUUGACGGCACCAUUCAGAAGCUGAAGCAGCAGUACAACCAGAGCGGUGGUCCAGCCUUAGAGGUGACGUUGGCAGAAGUCCAGGAGGACCUGAGGAUCCAUCCACCACAAGUGAUUAACUUGGAUGAGGUGGAGCUAAGCAAUGGCACUGCAAAUGGGCACAUGGAGCAAGGUCCUGGAUCCGGUCAAAAUCAGAGACUUGAACCAGUAACAGCACCGGGCAUCCUCUCUCUGGUCCUUAAUAUCAUGUGUGCGUCUUUGAAUGUGAUCCGUGGGGUGCACCUCAUAGAGUACACAUUCCAGGAUGAUUAUGACGGUGUUUGGAAUGUCGUGGCAUUUCUCCUGGCAUUCAUCUGCUGUGUUUUCCAGUGCCACCUCUACCUGUUCCACUCGUCUCUGAAGAAACUGAAGUCCUUUACUCUGCUGAGUGUGAUCGUCCUAUGCAACUUGUUCCUGUUCGGCAUGAGAAACGCGUGGCAGCUCAUCUUCCACAUUUCUGUUGCCUCCCUCUCCACCGUCCUCAUCCUCAAUCGCAAACUCCAAGACAGAACCAAUGACUGCGGGGUCUGAGGGGCAGAGGACAGUUUAACGUGUUGCACCGGUUUUCAGCGCAGGUGAGAACGACGGCAGAGUAAAUGGCCUGAUUCACGUUCGUUAUAAAGAUGUCGUAUGGAUUUUUAACAAAAAAACAUUCAGAAAUUUUGUGUCAUCAUGGACAAUUAUAAUUACAAGUUCAUAUUUUCUUUUAUACAGUAUGUACUUGCACUUUGUGUACAUUGUUUUCAAGAGAUAAAAAGGAAUCCAGUUCUACCUGGAUCUUUUAAAAUACUUGGUUGACCUCAAAGUAGGAACAAAACGCACAGGAAGGAGAACAAAAAUAUCGAUACAUCUCAGUCAAACCCAUCUUUUCCAAAAAAAAAGUUUUUAAAGAAGUUGAAGAAGUUUUUUCUGUCAGAGUUGCUGACCAAAGUUUUUCACAUAGAAACAAUAAUGUCAAAGUCCUGACUCUUUGAAGCUACUUACAGUUUUGUAAUUAACAUACAUUUCUGCUCACAUUCAGCUCAGUAUUUUUCCUGCUACCACAGACCAUUGAAUAUCUUUCUAUAGUCAGUUUACAGCGCGAGGUGACGGUUUGUUAUUGUGAGUUCAUGGAUAAUUAGAUACUUUAUAUAACAUUGGUAAGAGUGUAACACUUCAAUGAUUUAGUAUAGUUUGAAUAAAUAUAGGUAAAAAAUCAAGGAUAGUGGGCAAUGCUGCUUUUAAAUUUUGUUUUCAAUUAUUCCAUUUUUCGGUUACUAUAAAAACUUAAUUCAGAGGUGUAGAUGUGAAGCUGAGGGUUGUUUGUUGCCUUACUGUGUGACGAUGGAAGUGUAGUUAAAAGGGUUUGUUAUGUUGUUUUGCAGAUUCACCGGCAAGUGCUCAGCUACUCAUUGCAAAGGUUCAGAUCUAAGGGCUCCAUUAUUUAAUGACUUCACAGUCUUAUCUUAGAUCAGGAGUUUAGUCUUAUGGUCAUUUAAGGCGUCAUGGUGGGACAUGUGAUCUUUUAAAUACCUACUCUUUUUUUUUUUUUUUUAAACACAGUUUUCAGUUGAAAGAAAACUUUGUUGCAUCACCUCUGAUUGGAGCCUUUUUUUGUACAAUGAAAGCUAAUUUAGAUAUUUAAGUUCUGUCUUUUUCUACUGAUUUCUGCAUUGUGGAGAAGUAACCUGAGGGUAAAGCACUGAUUUGAUGCUUAAAUAGUAAUUUGUUGGAAAAGCUGCACUAUUAUGUUUCGAUUGUUUUUUUUUUGUGAUGGUUUUGGAAAAUGAUCUUGAAUGUGUUGCAUAACGGGUUUAGCUAAAAUGAUAUUUAUAUCCUGUUUUAUGGUUUCGUUUUUUAAAACUCUCUCUUUUCUUGGGGGUUUAUACCACGACUCCCGGUCUGUAGUUCUCACAUUAACAUAGAAAUCCCGUGCUUCUAACUUAUGUUUGAAUAUAAACACAUCACAGUAGUGCUGCUAAAUAAGUAGACUAAGUAUAAUUCUCUUUUUAGUUUGUAUUUUUCUCACAUACUUAGUUUUUAAUGACUACAAAGUUGCACUGUUAAGCAAAGGAAGUAAAUUAUAGGUUAUAGUGUUAGUCAAACAAGUAGCAUUGUGGCUAAAGUGGGAUUAUAUAAAAUCCGUCCUUUUUUCCCUUAAUGUUUGAUCUCUCAUUUGAUCUAGAAGGUUCGAGGUGAUUUUUAAAGAAUAGGGUUGCAUCUCAUCCGACGAUCCAAACGCCCUUUACUGUAACGCACCGUUAGGUUCAAAUGGCGAGCGUUCUACUUGUAAAUUUGCAUUUAUUUCUAAGUAAAUCUGUUUUGUCCAGAACUCAGACUUACGGUGGCUCAGUAAACAGCCUUUUUGAUUUUGUGUUCACUGAGGUUUUUUUUUUCUUCUGACAGGGUUAAGGUAGAUUUUCUGAUUGGUUGGUUCUGAAAUGUUCAAAUGGGAUAAAUAAGUGUUUUUAUUUGUUAUGCCACGUUGCGUUUCCUGUGCAGGACAUUGGUGAUGCUGUAGUGUUUUUGAUAUAAAGGAGGUUUUACUGUUUCACCAGUUCUACUACAAGAAAUGUGUUAUGACAUCGCUGACCAAAUGAAUUGUAAAAACAAUUUUGUACUUAUCAAUGGUUUGAAGAUGUUGAACCAAAUCAUGCGGGGGGUAAUUUAAGUCUCCAAAUGAAGGCUAUUUAUGUUUACUAUGAAGGUUUUUGACAAACAGUAGAAAUGCACUGUGCAACUGAAAUAUAUGGCAGCCUUCUCUUUUUGUUGUUGAUUGGUAGCAAAAGUCUAAACUGGAAACAGUUUGAAAAUCUGUUAGACUCACAAGAGCAGGCUGGAAUCUGUUGUGUCUGUUUCUUGGACGGUUUCUCUUGUUCAAUACAGCCUCAGUUAUUUGUCUAAUUCGACCCACAUAAGGUUGAUUCAGUGGCUGCAGAAGUAACGCGCCCAUGUCAUUGGUCAUAACUGCCAAAAACACUGGUGAUCACAGGGCUUUAUUUUAUCCUGCUGUGGUAAAACUGACAUUUCAUUAAUAAAUAGUGUCUUUUUUUUUUCCA
Molecule: messenger RNA, 3706 nt
Organism: Stegastes partitus (bicolor damselfish)
Lineage: Eukaryota; Metazoa; Chordata; Actinopteri; Pomacentridae
Gene: sec22c
Product: SEC22 homolog C, vesicle trafficking protein
Exons: 7
Coding region: 255-1199 (314 amino acids)
Biological process (GO): endoplasmic reticulum to Golgi vesicle-mediated transport
Source: RefSeq, a predicted model, not a curated record